Molecule: messenger RNA, 3023 nt
Organism: Periophthalmus magnuspinnatus
Lineage: Eukaryota; Metazoa; Chordata; Actinopteri; Gobiiformes; Gobiidae
Gene: tbccd1
Product: TBCC domain containing 1
Exons: 9
Coding region: 192-1991 (599 amino acids)
Biological process (GO): maintenance of Golgi location; maintenance of centrosome location
Cellular component (GO): spindle pole centrosome
Source: RefSeq, a predicted model, not a curated record
CACAGAGGGGCGGGGCUGUGUGCACGAGACAGGCGCCAAAUAGGAAGAACUGCAGCUGUGUGUGCGCGUAAAACUGCGCCUCUGCACCAGAACAACCCGCAAACAGCGACAUGACGCACAGGGGGAUGCUCCACAGAUGAUCCGGAGCAAACACGCUGCAUGAAAACACACCAUACAAACGCACAAAAGAGAUGGAGGAAGAAGGGAUAAAAAUCUGGCCGCGCAUGGAGCCCUUCAUGUUGGGGGCUUUGCAGGUGGCCCCAUCUUCCAAGCUCAGCCUUCACUACCUCCGAAAGAUGGCGACAUACGUGCGGACGAGGGACGGCUGCUUCCCUGUUCUGGGCUGGCCGAUGUGGAGGCAUAUCGCAUGUGGAAAACUACAGCUCCCAGAAGACCUUGCAUGGCUCUACUUUGAGACUUUUGAUCUUCUCGUUGGAUAUGUCCCCGAGAAAAGACUGGAGUGGGCCGAGAGUCUGUCCCAAUGCACCUCCAAAAGUGAACUGGAUCAGCAACGGAACAAGUUGUCUGUGGACACACUGCAGUUCGUCCUCUUCCUCUUCAUUCAACAACUCAACCGUGUGUCUUUACGCUCUUCAUCCAUCGUUGAAGAGUGGCCCAGUCAUCGAACUCGCUCCGCUUCUCCCUGUCCCUCAGAACGCGAAGGCAAAACCAGCUCCCAAAACAAGAACUGGGACGAUCAGGCACACCUCUCUUUUGUAAAUGGCCAUCUUGCUGAGAUUUUGGAGCUGCUCGUUGAACCAAGUCAGCUGCCGUGUGCUGGACAGGCUCAGCGAGAAUGCCAGAUAUCCGUGGAGGCUGUGCGAAGUUUAAGCCUGCUCUUAGAGGGAUCUGUGGGUCAAGGCAGAGCCGUCCAGCCCGUUCAUCGCCUACUGACCAAGGGCCCUCUUCAGACCGAAGCGGGUUACUGCGCAAAAACCCGUUCCUUCCCUCUCCGUAAGCUCCUCUUGUGUCUCCAACAAAACCUGUCGCUCAACCCUUUUGGGAUCACAGCGUGUCUGCACUCGGGGAAAAAACUAGCGUGGGCCCAACAAGUGGAGGGAGCUAUGAAGAGAGCCAAAAUCGCCAGAAAUACCCACACAGCGCCCCCUGGUAGUAAAAUAGUGUUGAUGUCUCAGGUUUUAAAACAAACACUUGCUAAAACUUCAGAAAAAUUAACCGGUACAAACAUGAAGAUACAUCGAUGUGCAGAGUCCUUUAUUUAUCUCCUGUCACCGCUAAGAUCAGUCACCGUGGAUAAGUGCCGUGACUGUACGAUUGUCCUGGGUCCAGUUGAAACCGCGGUCCACGUUCACAGUAGCCAAAACGUGAAGGUGGUUUGUGUCGCGGGGAGAGUCGUGUUCGGAGCAUCUUCACACUGCGCCGCCUUUAUCCUGACCCCUACGCGACCUUUGCUACUUCCUGGAAACGCAGACAUCAGCUUCGGCCCCUUUCAUACGUUCUAUCCGUCCCUGGAGGAUCACAUGGCCAGCGUCGGUUUAGCUGUCGUCCCGAACGUUUGGGAUCAGCCCUUGGUUUUGGGGGCGGACGGUGUUUUAAACGCUUCACAGUGCAACUCGGCACACGGCCCUGAGCCGGGGAGCUACCGCCUGAUUCCUCCUGCAGAGUUCCACGCGCUGGUCGUGCCUUUUCAAAUGGACGGGGACACGUGCGAGAUCCCGGGAGGACUGCCACCUUUGUAUCAGGAAGCGGUGGAAGCGAAGAAGAGGAGGAUACAGAACUGGCAAAGGACUGUGAGCGAGACUCGACUGAACAAGGAGCAGAGGCGGCAGUUCCAGGCCCUGGUUGAAAUGAAGUUUCACGAGUGGCUGCUAGAAACUGGACACAGAAAAGAACUGGACAGUCUGUCACCUCCGCUCUUAGCUCCACAGAACAACCCUAACGGUCAACACACCAGUUCUCUUAAAGCGGCGAACGGUGACGGCGUUAUUGCAAAUGGACAAACAAAAGAACCUUCUACUGCGGCUUGUUAACGUGUAAUGAACCUGUGACGCCCCCAGCGCCUCAAACAUCUGCCCGAGAGGCUUCUGUUGGGUUUAAGGCUGUGCCAUCUUUUCAGGACGAGCAGGGAGUGGACUGGCAUGUUGUUGAGCGACAUCCCAAACAUUUGAGUGGAGCUGUAUGUGUUUAUAUAGUCUUAGAUUGCAAAUUAAUACUAUGAACACAAUAGAAUGAGUUUAAAUAAUAUGUCCAAUGAUUUUUGUGUAGAAAACAUACUAACAAAAUAAAUACAUGUGUAUAGAGGAAGUGGACAUAAGAGAAGUACAUAUUUUGUAGAGUUAGUAUAUUUUUAUAUUAAAUCUUGGGCUUAGGUCAAUGUAUAUUUUUUCUAAUAAAUAUUUCAACUGACUCUUGGUUGAUUAAACUGUAGCUGAUGCCCAAGUCCAUCCACUUUUCCACCUGUGCAUUUAAAAAAUAUUAAUGAACUGAGAGAAAACAAAACAGUUCAGACCCAGUCUACCUAAAAUUGCACUUGUGUAUUUGCAUUUGCAGUGAUGCUAAAAUGUUUUUGUCACCAAGAGGCGCGUGUGCAGGUGUGUGUGCAGAGGCGCGUGUGCAGAGGUGCGUGUGUGUGUGUGUGUGCAGAGGAGCGUGUGUGUGCAGAGGAGCGUGUGCAGAGGUGCGUGUGUGCAGGGGUGUGUGUGUGUGUGGGUGUGUGUGGGUGUGUGCGUGCGCGUGCGCGUGGGGGUGUGCAGAGGCGCGUGUGUGUGUGCAGAGGCCUGUGUGCAGAGGCGUGUGUGUGUGUGUGUGUGCAGAGGCCUGUGUGUGGGGGUGUGUGUGUGUGCAGAGGCGGCUGCUGAUACUUGACACUGAAUCCAUCAGGUUUAUAUCUUUGUUACAGAAUAAACAGUUUGUGCUUAAGAUGUUUUGCCUCAGUGAAAUAAUCUGCACCUUUUUUUUCUUAUUGUAUUUAAAUUAUGCAUAAUCAGAUUUUUGUAAAUGAAAUCCUGUGUGAACAUGCACUGACUGUACGACUCAUAAUAAUAAAAAUCUUAUUUGUUGAC